UGUGGGAAGUCCGCAGACCGGCCAAUGGGCGGAGCUUCUCCUCAUAAACCGCGCCCACAGGCCCAUGAUUGAAAUCAGGUCCGCGUGACUUCCGCCUGCGCUCUCUUUACAUUGGCUGCUCGAGCUGUCUCGUCAAAAUGUCCGGAAGCCAAUUUCCCGAGACCACGCCUACGCGUGAAUGCCAUUGGCCAGUUCAUUCAUCGGUUUACUUUUGUUAAUAAAAAGAGUCAAUCGGCAGUAUUUCCUCGUGUGCGCGUGAAACCAGCCAACAGCGUUAUGUGAUUGGUCAGUGCAGUCACAUGACGACCACCCACACGGAGCUGUCUGUGGAUUGUGGCGGUGCUGCGUUUGCGGACGUGAAGUAACGCCCAGGACACCGUAUUACAUACCUGAGAUCUUCAACGUCGUUUUGAAAACAAUUCCACUGUUCGGUAUUUUGAACUAAGUAAAUAUGUGUUGUGUAACACGUAAACGUAAUACGGAAUAAAUACUAAUGAUAAAUUCAACCUUUGUUAAUUUGGAUACUUCAAUUUCAGUGCUAUUGUUCUAUAAUUGGGUACUUAUCAAAGUUAUUGUGAACAAUAAAAAACGUAAGAAUGAUUUAAAAUGUAUUUUACGACCAUUUUCUGACUCUUGAGAAAAUACAAACAAGCAAAUUGUAAGGAAAAUACUGUACUAUCUAUAGUGCUAAUAACUUAUUAUUUCAAAUCCUAAAACUCUUUCAGCUAAUUAUAUUCAAUGUCUACCUGGACAAUGUAACUUUUAUGCACCUUAUCAAAAAUAAUAUAUAUAGCAAUAAAAACGUAUGUUAAUUCAACAUAAUAAUAAUAAUAGCUUAAUUCAACAUGGGUAAAAAUAAUAACAACUUAGCUUAAUUUAACAUAAAUGAUAUAGUUAUAAAAAGUGUAACCUGAAUAUUAAUGCCUCAAGCAUUUAACAGUGAUUUGCAGUUGCUAAGUUCUACUGUGUAUCAAACAAAAACUUGUCCCUGAGCUUUAGAAAUAUUAGCCUUGAAUACAUCUGUUGGCUGUGACUGCUUUUAUGUACAGUAUAUAAGUAUAUGUCAUUUAGUUGAGAGACUGUGUUGGACCUUUGAAUACUUCAGUCAUUAAUAGGUGAGGCCUUUUGUUUACUCAAGCGGGUGGAGACAAAAAGAGUAACCAGGGAGGGGCAUUUACCACAGAUAGGGGCGAGACACACGGUGGGGUAAAGUGUACUAAGCCUGCCAUAGGAAAGUAAUAAUAGCAAAAAAAUAGAAAUAAAUUCUAAACCAUGAGUUCUGAAGCAAGCGGGGUAAAAGAAAAUGCAGUUGGUUCAGUUUCAGCAAACAAGGAGUGGAAGUGCCCCUUGGGGGAUGGACACAUCCACGGCGAAGAUGUGAGAAAGGUUUGGAAAGAGUGCCAAGAGCAAAGUUUCUGGUACAGAGCUCUUCCCUUCUCUUUGAGCAGCAUGGCCAUCACUGGGGCUCUCAUCUACACUGAUAUUUGGAAAAAGUCAAAGCGAUUUGGUCCCUUUCCAAAACUAGCAGUGGCUGGAAUCCUCGGUUAUGCAGUGGGUAAAGCAUCUUAUGUGAGCACCUGUCGUCGCAAGUUCCAAGAGCUUGGGAUUGGACCGAUGUUUGGACCUUGGGCCGGUCCUGGACGCAGAUCCUGUCAACAUGUGUGUGAAGAGUGUAAGAAAAAAUCAGGAGCUACACCAGCAGAGUAAAAGAAAAUGCAAGAAGUGCAUUUGCCAUCUCUCGGUAUUUAAAAGAAGAUUGCAAAUGUAGUUACAAAACUUGAAGAUAUGCAACACAAAAUGUACACAAAAUGUGUGUGUAUUCUACAUUUUUAGCUUUACUAAAAGGUUCUCAAUAAUGACAUGGGAUGCUGCUUAAAUACAAUACUUCAUGACUCUCAAAUAAUUAUAACUAAUUUAAUAACUAAUUAAGACUUAGUGUGAUUUUUGAUUGGUGUUUCAUUAAAAAAAUACAGUAUUUUAUCUUUCUGUAUAAAUACUGUAUGUUGUUUUUAGGUGUUGUGGUGCAUUUGUAUUGUGUUUACAUUAGUGGUCAAUGAAUAAAAAACUAGAUAUAAUGUCAUAGGUUUAUUAUUUAGUUUAAUUAAGGUAAUUCGCAUUUUAAUCAUGUUUUCCUUUAGGUAAUUUCUACUUAUUGACCUUAUCCUCAUAACGCCAAAAAGUAUCAUAAGUGAUACAUACGUUUUUUUUAGACAUCUACAUCAGUGUAAUUAUUUUUUUCCUAAAAUACCUGGUGUAUCAGAUCAGAUGCAUGCAUUAAACGUAUAAUUUACAUGAGGGCAGUAAUUAACUAAUUAGAGGACUGUUCAGUGAUCCUGCAAGAUUGCCACAAAAAAGACACUAGAAACACUUGAUUUGUUAAGAGAAACUUUGCCAGAUUUUUUUUUACUGACACAUCAGUAUGAACAGUUAAUCCGUUGAUGCAAUGCAAAAUUACCUAAUAAUUCAUAAUAUAUGUUAUAGCUAAACUGUUGAAAAUGUGUGUAUCAAAUUUGAAACAGCUGGCAUACAAGGUAAUGUGAAUCUAUAAAUUAGGCAAUUGACAUUUUAUUGCAUUUCAUGCAUUAUAAUUACCAUUGAGCAACAUACAGUUUUCAGACUUUACAAAUAAACAAAUAUAAUGUUUACAUUAAACAAUAUGGUACAUUUAGUGGUCAAAUCUAUAUAACCAAUUUGCGAUUGUUUUGUGGUGAUUACUAAGUGUGUGUGUGUUGCAACAAUCAAUUAUAGCUUCCUGAUUUUUAUGAGGAACAAAAUCACAUUAAAAAUACAUGUUAAUUUUAUUAGAUGGCAAAUAAUCAAAACAUUAAAAAAACCUAUAAAAGUGAUUAAAAAAAACAAAAAACUUGAAUUCAAGUGAUAUGGAGCAGCUGGGGGAAGAUGAAGACAAAUGUCCUUUUUAUGUUUGGAAAUAAUAUUACCGUAUUUCUCGGAUUAUAAAUCGCAGUUUUUUUUCAUAGUUUGGCCGGGGGUGCGAUUUAUACUCUGGAGCGACUUAUGUGGAAAAUUAUUAACACAUUACCGUAAAAUAUCAAAUAAUAUUAUUUAUCUCAUUCACGUAAGACAGUGGUUCUUAACCUUUUUUCAGUGAUGUACCCCCUGUGAACAUUUUUUUAAUUCAAGUACCCCCUAAUGAAAAAAAGAGAUAAAGAAGUAAAAUACAGCACUAUGUCAUCCGUUUCUGACUUAUUAAAUUGUAUAACAGUGCAAAAUAUUGCUCAUUUGUUGUGGUUUUUCUUGAACUAUUUGGAAAAAAAGAUAAAAAUAACUAAAAACUUGUUGAAAAAUAAACAAGUGAUUCAAUUAUAAAUAAAGAUUUCUACACAUAGAAGUAAUCAUCAACUUAAAGUGCCCUCUUUGGGGAUUGUAAUAGAGAUCCAUCUGGAUUCAUGAACUUAAUUCUAAACACAAAAAAAGAAAUCUUUAACAUCAAUAUUUAUGGAACAUGUCCACAAAAAAAUCUAGCUGUCAACACUGAAUAUUGCAUUGUUGCAUUUCUUUUCACAGUUCUUUUUGACAGACAUUUUUAAAAAAUCUCACAUACCCCUUGGCAUACCUUCAAGUACCCCCAGGGGUACGCGUACUUCUAUUUGAGAACCACUGACGUAAGAGACUAGGCGUAUAUCAGCAAUCGUCACACACACACACGUCAACCGUUAUUUAUGCGUCAUAACUUGUUGUUCACUAUUCUUUAUUUAUUUCAAAUUGCCUUUCAAAUGUCUAUUCUUGGUGUUGGAUUUUAUCAAAUAAAUUUCCCCAAAAAAUGCGACUUAUACUCUAGUGCGACUUAUAUAUGUUUUUUUUCCUUCUUUAUUAUGCAUUUUCGGCCGGUGCGAUUUAUAAUCCGAAAAAUACGGUACAUAUAUUACUGUGUUGCAUUGUGUUUUGGUUAUACAAGUGAGAUAAAAAAUAAUAUUAUGUGACCGGUUGUGUCAAAUAUGAUGAAAAAUGAAAAUCAUACAUGGAAAUUGAUUUUUGUAAAAGAAAAUG
Nerophis lumbriciformis (worm pipefish) is the source of this 4008-nucleotide messenger RNA. RefSeq names its product OCIA domain containing 2 (gene ociad2). The record is from RefSeq and is a predicted model, not a curated record. NCBI's taxonomy places the organism in Eukaryota, Metazoa, Chordata, Actinopteri, Syngnathiformes, Syngnathidae. Gene Ontology annotation, cellular component: mitochondrial inner membrane.